Molecule: messenger RNA, 339 nt
Organism: Pyricularia pennisetigena
Lineage: Eukaryota; Fungi; Ascomycota; Sordariomycetes; Magnaporthales; Pyriculariaceae
Exons: 1
Coding region: 1-339 (112 amino acids)
Source: RefSeq, a predicted model, not a curated record
AUGCAGAAUACUUUCCUGGUUGGAGUCGGCUGCGGCGGCCUGGGGGUAGGCGUUGUGGGCGUCGGGGUGGUGGGCCUGGUUGUUGUCGUUGUUGUUGAUGUUGUUGGCCUAGCUGUGGUUAGCGACGUCGUGGACGAGGUUCUGGAGCUGCUGGUGCUGGAGGUGCUGGUGCUGGAGGAGGUGCUCGUGGUAGACGAUCUGGAGGAUGAGGUUGUGGUCGAGGUUCUCAGCGUGCUUGGAGGCAGGCUAGUCGUCGACGUCCUGGAAGUCGACGACUGCAGAGAACGCGUGCUUGAGGAUGUAGGGGUACUUGAAGGCCAGGGUCAACGGCUCGAAUGA